Messenger RNA from Hypanus sabinus (Atlantic stingray), 5426 nucleotides. It is a transcript of the gene itga4, whose product is annotated as integrin alpha 4. Gene Ontology annotation, biological process: cell-matrix adhesion; cell adhesion mediated by integrin; integrin-mediated signaling pathway. The record is from RefSeq and is a predicted model, not a curated record. Lineage: Eukaryota; Metazoa; Chordata; Chondrichthyes; Myliobatiformes; Dasyatidae. Gene Ontology annotation, cellular component: external side of plasma membrane; integrin complex. The coding region runs from base 72 to 3137 and encodes 1021 amino acids. Gene Ontology annotation, molecular function: integrin binding. The transcript has 28 exons.
GCCUGGUUGAGCUCCAGAGUAAGUUUCAAGGAGCAAGUAUAGUUUUGACUCAAUGAGCAUUGAAAUAAAAUAUGAGACUUGAGAAGCUUCCAAUUGGCUGGAGAGACAUCUGGGUAACGGUAGUGCUAUAUUGUUUAUUCAGAUCGGUACACCUGUACAAUCUGGAUUUGAAAAAUCCCGUCCAGUUUAAAGGGACAGCAGGAACAUAUUUUGGUUAUUCCGUAAUAUUGCACAGUGGUAAAGACAAAAAAUGGUUUGUGGUUGGGGCCCCAAAAGCAAAUUCUUCCGUCGAUGAGGUAACAGUAAAUCCUGGAGUUAUUUACAAAUGUGCAAUCGGCCAAAAUCCUGACCAGGAGUGCGAAGAAAUCGUUUUCGAUAAUGGGAACAAAUGUGGGCCAGAUUGUGUAGAAGAGAAAGAUAACCAAUGGCUUGGUGUUAGUUUGACAAGGCAACCAACUAAAGAUGGUUACAUACUGGCUUGUGCACAUCGCUGGAAAAAUAUACACUAUAUACAAAUUGAGAAAAGGCCACUUGGGCUGUGCUUUAAAAUUGGAAAUGACUUGCAGCCUUCUAAGGGUUCACCACUGAUACCAUGUUUUAAAGAAAAUCAACGGAACGCGAAUUACGAAGCAUUAUGUCAGGCUGGAAUAUCCAGUUUAGUGACUGAGGAUUUGAUCGUAAUGGGAGCACCUGGAUAUAAUUAUUGGACUGGAACAAUUUUCGUCAAAAACAAAGCGACAGAUUCUUUCUUCUAUUUUAAAGAUGAUGAUGCUGAUGUUACUGGAGGAAGCUAUCUUGGUUAUGCAGUUACUGCAGGACACUUUAUUAAUUCAAACAGCACGGAAAUUGUAGGAGGGGCACCACAACAAGAAAUGAUUGGCUAUGUUUACAUCUUUAAACAAGAUGGAAGGUCUUUGGAACCUAUUUUCAUGGCAAAGGGUAAACAGAUUGCUACAUACUUUGGUUCAUCGCUUUGUGCAUUGGAUCUCAAUUCAGAUGGCCUCUCGGAUUUGUUAGUGGGAGCACCCUUGUUCAGUGAUGUCAGAGAAGAAGGAAGGGUCUAUGUUUAUUUGAACAACGGAUUGGGCAAGAUGGAGCUUCACACUGAGCUGGUUGGAGGAAAUUCCUAUGUGGCAAGAUUUGGGGAAGUCAUCGUGGAUCUUGGAGACCUGGAUAAUGAUGGAUAUUCAGACGUAGCAAUAGGUGCUCCCCUCGAGGAUGAUCAACGAGGAGCGAUUUAUAUCUACAACGGCAGAGAGACAGGAAUAUCCAUGACCUUUUCUCAAAGAAUUCUUGGGCGACAGAUAAGUAAUGAAUUACGUGCCUUUGGCCACUCGAUAUCUGGAGGCAUUGAUGUAGAUGAUAAUGGUUACCCAGAUGUAGCAGUUGGUGCCUUUAUGUCAGAUACUGUGUUGUUACUCAGAAGUAGACCUGUGAUGAUUGUCGAAACCUUCCUCCAGUUGCCACCUUCAAUCAACCAGACACAGAUGAACUGCUUGGAGGACUGGAAGCCUGUUAAGUGCAUCAAUGUUACUGUCUGCUUUCGUAAUAAGGAAGAGAAGAUUGUUGGUUAUACAGUGUUACUUUACAACAUUAGUGCAGAUGUCAGUAGAAUGAUUGGAUUUCCUUCCAGAUUUAACUUUCCACCUGACGGCAGUACAGGGGAGAUUAUGCUUUAUCAUAAUACUACUACGUGUAACACACAUCAAGCAUUUAUGAGGGAAAAUAUCCGAGAUGUUUUCACACCGGUGGAAUUUGAGGUGACGUAUUCCCUGGGUAAUCACAUUUUAAAGAAUGAAUCCACAGACACUUUCCCUCCACUUCAGCCUGUUUUGCAAAAGAAUAAAAAUGGAACUAUUGGAGCCAAAAACAAGACACAUUUUGAACGGCUAUGUGCUUUUAAAGACUGUGCUGCUGACCUGCAAGUGUCUGGAAAACUGAUAAUGGAAGGGCACCAUGCAAACAAAUCUUACCUGGCAGUUAAGGAGGUGAAGAGAAUCAUUCUGAAUAUAGAUCUGUUCAAUGCAGGAGACAAUGCAUACUCAAGCACUCUUAACAUUAAAAUGCCCAAGGGUAUAAGUUUUGUCAAAACAGUGGAAAUGGUGGAGAAAUAUGUAAUUUGUCAUGUGACUGAAGAAGAAAAUUCAACGUUCCUGAAGUGCAGCAUUGGACAUUUGUAUAUGGACUCUCAAUCAAAGAUGGAAUUACACUUUUUUCUUGAUACCAGCAAGCUUACUGCAGAAGGAGACUUGAUCAUCACUAUUAAUACAACAUGUGAAAAUGAGCAGAAUCUGGAAUUACUUCAUGAUAAUUUUGUCACUCUUACUUUGCCCUUAAAAUAUGAGGUUGAUGUUACAGUAGAAGGGUCAGUGUUUCCUUCCCUAUUUUUGUACGAGGGAACCAUAGGCGAUGAUACAGGAACACUUGCUUUCUUUGAUUCACCUUGCGCAUACAAGGAUAUCACAUAUUCAUUUCAUGUAAUCAACAGGGGGAAUUACAUGGCUCCUGAUAUUGAGCUGAACAUUACACAGCCUAAUACAUUGGAAGGAAAUGACUUUGAUCUGUUUGAAAUUCUUCACAUAAAGGUGUUGGGUCCUAACCAUAGGGAGUGUUGGUUUGAGGAACAUUUGAAAAACUGUACUAACCUGCCUGAUGUAUCAGUACUUCAUCAAAUGUUUAACUUUGUCAACAAGUAUGGAACCAAAGAAUUGUCGUGCUCCAGACAUGGAAUUUCCUGUGUAAACAUUAGAUGCCAGCUUGGAGAUAUUGAAAGUAGGGAACGUGCAUCCAUACAUAUUGUUAUGAGACUCCACUAUGAACUUCUGGCGUCAGAUACUGCUGCGUCAACUCUGUUUUUUACCACUGCUGUUGCAUCAUCGGGAAGCAAUCUUGAUAUCAUUCAAAAAGGAGAUAUUAAAUCAACUGUUACGAUGGAGGCAUAUUAUAAUUUUAAACCAAAAAUUAAAGUAUUAAUGGGAAUUAUUAUCAGCGGUUUCCUCUUGAUAAUGAUUGCAUUUCUUCAUAUCAUAGCCUUAUUUUGGAAGUGUGGAUUCUUUAAAAGAAAACUGAAUGAUAGACUUGAAGAUGAGAAAAGGAACCAGCAAGAAAAUUGUAAACUGAUUGAAUUAAGUGAAUGACGACCUUCAAGUAGAAGAUGACUUUCAAAGAGACCAAAGAUAAUCUUUUAUCAUUUCUAAUAAUCUAAAAUAACAGUACCCUUAAAAAUCAGGUCAGCAUACUGUUGAGGUUUUGCCUGCCAAAUAUCCUUAGAGGCUUUGAUUAUAAAGCAAUGCUGGCAGUAGAGAUUUGCGUGGUCUUAAAGUAUGUCUUUAUGAAAUGUCUGAUAUUCAGACUUUUAAUUUGCUUACCUUCCCUAUUCUCGAAUCAAGAAAUGAAUCUGGUCUCUGAUCAUAUGAGUUCUGAUCUGGAAUAGUGUUGCAAAAGCAGAUAUCCCUGUGUCAUGGAAUCUGAAUAAGAUCAAGCUCUAUCGUGGGCUCCAUGCAGAAUGCUAGGAUGGAUUAGAGUGACCACCACUGGUGGCCCUGUAUAAGUACAAGACUGAUUUGCACAAGAGCUAAAUCCAGAUAGUUGCCUUUGGAAAUGUUGGUUUCAGCCUAUUUAACUCAACCUCAGGCUUAGCUCUGGAACCAACUCCCUUAUUUUACUUUUCCUAAUGUAGUUGAUGAGAGGUUCUCUCAUCAGUUCUCGUGGUAAAAAUAUUGAUCAAUUUAUCCUGAGGACAUUUUUACCAGGUAUAAAGAUACAUCUUUUUCAAGAACAUUGAACAUAUCUGUAACUGUGAAAUUGCAUGGGCAGUUACCAUGGAUUGUAAAUCAGUUACAGUUGGAGUACAGUGUUACUAUAAUUACAAAAUCAAUUUUGUUAAGGCAAUUUACAUUUUAAAUAUAGAACAUCCACAUUUGUAGAAGGUUGUUGGAAAUCUAAAAUAUUUUAAAAUGACUGGAUAAGUCACAGAGUAAUUAUUUAAACUUACUCUUUAUACUUAGAACUUACUAGAACAAACUAAGUACUAGAGAUUUCUUGUUAGUUACAACUGCAUUUACAUGUCCUGUUCUUUAAAUUCCCACCUAAGCCCUAAUUUCCUAUCCCUCCAAAUGAUGUUACAUAACUUUACUGUUUAUAUGUAAAGAUACCUUGAUUGUUCUGGCUUCAUUCCCUCUAUAAAAUAUUUCAGCCAACACAUUUCCCAAAUUACUGAGGCUCGUAACAUGACAAAAGAAACACCUAUCCACUCUAGCAUUUUUCCUUUGUCCUUGUUUCAACUCUGCACUCUUAUUCCACGCAAGGCAAAAAAAUACUUAAUCUCAACUCCAAACAUACAAUUCCACCGAAGACAAAUUAUUGGAAAAAGGAAAGUGAAUAUAAGCAUGACAUAGCUGCUAGACUAUUAGCUUAGGCUACUAUUCUAACAAAUAUCACUAGUUGGCUGAAGGUAGAAAAUGAGCAUUUGCCAAUAACACUGCACAGUGAAAAUGAUCAGCAUUUCAUUAUAUGUAUUGUAAUUAUGAAGUAGGAAUAGCUACAGAAUUUAAUUUCAAAAGAAAAAAAUAUUAAAUACAAAUUGUCAAAUGAAGCAGUUAAGUUCUGCGCUUAGUCAAAUUAGUGUUAACUUACCCAGCUUGAGUAGGCCAUCAAUAUACGGAGACCAAGUUAAUAGAAAUGGCUGAGAACAAAAAACAAACUGACAUUGUAUAUAAUCAGAAAGGUUAACAUGCCUAAUCAGGUUAGAGAAUUUCCUGACAGUGGAAGGAAUAAAGUUAAAGUUUUAGAGAAACAUUUUCAUUUAUACAAAAAUUCAGUGUUUCAUUGCAACUAGCCAAUGAGUUGGGAGUACAGCGUAUGUGCAAUAAUAAAAUCAUUUUGCACUGAUAAUUUACAUUUUAAAAAGUUAUAUUGAUGUAUUUUGGAAAUAUACAUGACUUUAAAAUGACUGGAGUAGCCAGACAAUGGAAAAGUAAUAUUUAACCCAUAAAUAUGAAAGUGAACAGAAUAUGACAAUAUUAUAAGAAUAUUAUUACAUUUAGAUUUUAUUUGUAAAGCUUUAUUUUCAAAACUAAAUCCUAUAUACAUUAAAACCAUCUGUUUUGCCAAUUUAUAAAUAACCUCCUGUAGAAUAUACAUUAUUAUGUCACUGAUUAUAUUAAAUAUAAAUGGUCGUACAGAUUCUUGUCAAAUGCGGCACAAAACUGCUUUAUAAUAUUGUAUAAUGGGAGACAUUUUGCUUCUCUUUGUAUGGCAAUAAAAACAUCUUGACAGCUUCGAGUAACACAAUGCUCCCAUGUACUUUUAAAAUUUGUAAUCAAUGUGUAUACCGUAUUUUUAUAAAGAUGUUUUACUGAAAAUAAUUUCAGAACUAUAGAAAUAAUUCUGUUGUAUACUUGUGUAAUAUACUUAUGUAAGUAGUU